UGUAAUGGCGUAUCAAACAAUUUACUUUGAAAUUUCUUACCGGAAAUUGAAAUGCUGAUCCAAUAUACUUGACGAUUCCGGAGAAGGUAUGGAAGUUCUCGUUUCCUCGGGAGAUAUCAGAGCGUUGAUGCGCGGAGAGGGAAUUACGUGCAUGUCUCCUGAAAACCAGCGACCAAUUAAUAAUGGCCUAAUAAUCCACGCCAGUGAUCAUGUGUGGAUGUGUAGUCCAAAACAAAAAAGGCGUCUACACCUGCUGAGCGUUCCGUCGUUUUGUAAGUCACUAGCGUGUUUAGUCUUUGCAAAUUUGAUUCAUUAUGCAUACCAUCUUGACCCCACCCCCCCAACCCUCCCCCGCCUAGGCUUGCUACUGCAGAAGAAAAGCAGCCCGCUGAAUUUUAAGUGACCUCCUGCUCCAGAUACCAAGAUGGGGAAUGGAUUAUCAGAACUCACCUGCCCCCUGUCUUUCCAGCCUCUGCACAUUGUCAUACUUGGAUUGGAUUGCGCUGGCAAAACCACAGUGCUGUAUCGGCUGCGAUUCAAUGAGUUUGUGAACACCGUCCCGACAAAGGGUUUCAACGCGGAGAAGAUCAAAGUGUCACUCGGGGAUCACCGGCGGACGACGUCCUUCCACUUUUGGGAUGUAGGCGGUCAAGAGAAACUGCGACCUCUGUGGCGUUCGUAUACCCGCUGCGCCGACGGCAUCGUGUUCGUGGUGGACUCUGUGGACGCCGAGCGCAUCGAGGAGGCGAAAACGGAACUGCACAAGAUCACCCGGCUGGCGGAGAACCAAGGGGUUCCCGUGCUGGUGGUGGCCAAUAAGCAGGACUUGAGGAACUCGCUUAGCAUGACUGAGAUGGAGAACAUGUUGGCCCUCGGGGAGCUUAGCGCGGCCACGCCUUGGCACCUGCAGCCGGCUUGCGCCAUCAUCGGCGAGGGCCUGCCGGAAGGGCUUUGCAAACUGCACGCGAUGAUCACAAAGAGGCGGAAGACGCUGCGACAACAGAAGAAAAAGAAGAAGAGGAGAUAAUUAAGAUAUCCUUUAUUUGUCCCGCAAUGGGGAAAUUUACAGUCAGAGUUCAGAAACAAUGCGCACAUUGUUGGAAUUAUAAAAUGUGACAUGCAUGAGAAUGAUUGUUUUUCCCCCCCACAUCCUGUGGUCGGAUCGCUGAGUGGAACGCUUGUUCGGGUCAGUUAGCAUUGGGCUCCGAUCAAGUACAAACUGAUCAAUUUUGCCCUGUGGAUGAAUCUGUGAAAAAAUACGGAUGGAAGUACAGUAUUACCAAACUAUUUUUAAGACCGUAUUGGCCCGAAUAUAAGACGGCGCUGAUUAUAAGACGACCCCCUCUUUUUCAAGACUCCAGUUUGAAAAAAGACUUUUGACCACCAAAUUAAUUUUUACAGAGAAAAUAAUGACAGUACAUCUGAAACGAAUAAUUCUAACAAUAUAUUUGAGAGAAAAAGCAUGUUAUUUUGCCUCAUUCAAAUUUUAAUUUCUGAACAUUUAAAUAUGUAAACUAAAGUGCAAUUACAUUCGUAAAUGAAUGGCUUCUGGUUUUUGAAAUGUAAAUGACAUCAGAACUUCUCCUCAGCUGCCGGUUUACCUGGCCGAUCUUCGACCCACUUUUCUCCAGAUUGUCGCUAAGUUAUCUCUUUUAUUAUUUUCUUCUCUUUGCUUUCUCACCGUUAUGUUUUGUUUUUCUUCUUCACGCUACCGCUAUUUUUAUUAUUAUUCUUCGUGACAGGCGUUCGCUUUGGCCUGGGGAGUCAAGUUCAGCAUUCGCUUCAAUGGUAUCUGCCGCCAUCUAGCGUCGUAAAUGGUUAUAAUGUCUAGACCCCGAAUAUAAGACGACCCCCUACUUUUCUUAUUUCAAUGCAAAAAACACCGUCUUAUAUUCGGGCCAAUACAGUCGGUUUGAAUUAAAAUGUUACAGAUGGCGAGUGCACUGCCAAUCUCAUGCUGUCAAAACAAUCAAUUUCUGUAUUUUGACGAUAUACCAAAGCUUGUUAUUGGAGAAUACAGAUCGGGACACACUGUAUCGUUUCGAAAUGCAAUCAAAUGUAUAUUUUGUGACUCUGCAGGAAAUGUUGUUGUCAUUGUUGCACAAAGAUUUGUGUCUUUUGGACGUUUACAUGAUGAAGACAGGAAUGCACAAUGUGACACAAUAAGACUCCAAAUAUUUUGACCAGCGUUGUACAGAGAGCCAGAUCUUGAACAUUGUGUCCUUUCGCACAAAAACACACAACUUAUGUUGUCCUUCUGAUGAGGCUGAUAGCUAUUACUGGUGUAUUAAAACUACUA
Messenger RNA from Hippocampus zosterae (dwarf seahorse), 2299 nucleotides. RefSeq names its product ADP-ribosylation factor-like 4ab (gene arl4ab). The transcript has 2 exons. Gene Ontology annotation, cellular component: cytoplasm. The record is from RefSeq and is a predicted model, not a curated record. Gene Ontology annotation, molecular function: GTPase activity; GTP binding. Bases 425 to 1027 code for a protein of 200 amino acids. NCBI's taxonomy places the organism in Eukaryota, Metazoa, Chordata, Actinopteri, Syngnathiformes, Syngnathidae. Gene Ontology annotation, biological process: vesicle-mediated transport; intracellular protein transport.